AUGCACUUUGCGAUGAGCGAGGGAUGGGUGAUGGAAGAUGGGAAGUAUCAAUAUUACGGCGGCGAAGACGCCCGAGUUGUUUUCAGCGCCCACAAGAUAGUGCAGCCGAUGCUCUACAAUUAUCUUCAGGGCAAACACGUGGGCGGCGUGGACGGGAUUGGUGCCGGUAUUCUGGCACACACCAUCGGAAUGCUUGCAUGGUGGGAGGUGGCAUCGCCGGAUCGUUAG
This is a messenger RNA of Closterium sp. Naga37s-1, 228 nucleotides long. Lineage: Eukaryota; Viridiplantae; Streptophyta; Zygnematophyceae; Desmidiales; Closteriaceae. The record is from the annotation of a GenBank genome assembly.